Messenger RNA from Mus caroli (Ryukyu mouse), 1185 nucleotides. The record is from RefSeq and is a predicted model, not a curated record. Lineage: Eukaryota; Metazoa; Chordata; Mammalia; Rodentia; Muridae.
GAAAGAGAGGCAGGAGUUUCUAAGACCUCAUCUGCAACAUGCAUCUACCACUGCCUCGUGAACACAAGAAAAUGCUCUUGUACCAACUGUGCUACUCAGACCCAUGUCUAGCAUUACUGAUACUUUCUUUAAAAUGUAUUUUCAUCCUGCAUACAAGGAAGGAAGAAAUGAUUUGGAAGUUAAUUAAGAAAAUACUUUUUCUCUUCAUGACCAUGCUUGGCAUUCUGGGGAACAUGUCUGUUUCUGUAAAUUAUAUGUUCUGUUGGUGGGGAAGCCCUGAGAAGAAAUCCGUUUCUUCUCAGAAGAAAAGAAAAGAAGGAUUGCAAAAGACUAUUGUAGCUUUUGGUUUGAGAAACUUCCUAAAUAACUUAGGCUGUAAGAUCAUUGUUUACCUGGAGAGGGUGUCCCAUGGCCUCUCCCUCUGCACCAGCAGUCUCCUCACUGUGGUCCAGGCCAUCAUCAUCAGCCCCAGACCAUCUGGGUGGAGGAGGCUCAGGCCAAAGUCUGUAUGGAACAUCCUUCCAUUCUUCCUAUUCUUUUGGAUAUUCAAUGCAUUAAUAAGUAUGAACCUAAUCAAUUCCAUCACAAGUACAAGACUGAAUAUAUCACAGCUUAAGAGUGAUGACAACUAUUGUUAUUUUAUGUUACCAAGUCAGAAAAUAAAAUGGAUUGUUCUCCCUCUCAUGGUCCUGAGAGAUGCAGUGUUUCAGGGUGCCAUGGGAGGGGCCAGUGGCUACAUGGUAUUUCUUCUCCACAAGCACCACCAGCAUGUCCUCUACCUUCAGAACUCCAAGCUUCUCUACAGAACUCCUCCUGAGCUGAGAGCUGCCCAGAGUGUCCUCCUUCUGAUGCUCUGUUUUGUUUUCUUCUACUGGACUGAUUGUGCCUUUUCUCUAAUUUUAAGUCUCUCCUCAAGGGACAACACCUUGACCGUAAAUCCUAGAGAACUUCUGACCCUGGGUUAUGCAACGUUUAGUCCCCUGGUGCUGAUUCACAGGGAUGGGCUUCUGGUUGAACGUUGGCAUGUUCAGUCAAAGAAACUGAGAAAUUGUCUCUCAUUUAUAUGUUCAACAAGGAAGAAGAAACUCUCAGUUCUGCAAUACUGUGGGUAAGACAAAAUCCCACACAGUAGUUUAGGCAUGUGUUUUUCUCAACUAAUAAUCUUGGUUACUCAAGCCUUGCACU